AUGGCGGUUGACCCGUUUCGCUCGGCUACGUCUAUGGGGACAGGAGAAGACACGUCGUUAGCUGUGCCGUCUGACGACAAGCUACGGUCAGGUCAACGACGAGUACUGGAUCAGGUCCAUUCGAUAAAGAGGAGCAAGUCUAAACAGAGCAAAAAAAGCACGUCAUCACCAACAAGUAAGAACAUUUUGUCAAGUCCUGGAUCUGGCAGUGUUUUCAGUGGCACCCGCUCUUUAAGGUUCACCUCCGUGAAGCAGAAUGGCAGUGGAUUUCAGCGGAGUGACUAUGCCGUGGCCACAGGCCAGUCUAAAAUGCAACAGCAACAGCAGGGCAGGUAUCGUUCGCUAUCCGCAAGGACUAUGACUGUUCGUCAUAGUACCAGUCAACAGGACAAGAAGUGGCCUGAGCCACUCAAUACCAAUGGCCUGAAGACCAGUCGCAGUGACCCCUCUUUAGAAGUAGAUACUCCAGUCAGCGCAGCAGCACACACUAUGCUGCGAACUGCCACUGUGCGAGGACAAACCUCUAGUCGGAGCGACAUGCAGUCUGUAGCCGUGGAUAGUGGUCAGGUGACCGCCAAGAGCAGCCAAUCACGCCUGAUCAGAUUUCCUUCUAACCAAGCUCAGGUGGAAAACAAGGUUUCGGUGACCAAGAGCAAAACCACAGAGGUGUCUGGGAUGAAUGGGAUGUCUAUUAUGCCUGACAUCACUAUGAAGGAGGCGGUGGAGUAUCUGUCCAGCUCUGAGGAGAGUUAUCAGCUAUGUGGAGCAUCAUUCAUCCAACACAGUACUUUUAAAGAGGAUAAAGCUAAACAAGAGGUACAUCAGCUGAAUGGAAUCCCUCCUCUGGUGGCAUUACUGCGCAGUCCGAAGCCACACAUCCAGCAGACCGCGGCCGCUGCACUGAGAAAUCUGGUAUUUAAAAACACCGAGAAUAAACUGCAGGUGUCGGCCUGCGGAGGGAUCGAAGAGGCUCUGUCUCUGCUCAAAGAGACGGGAUCCACAGAGACCCAAAAACAACUUACAGGUUUCUUGUGGAACUUGUCCUCAGCAGAUGCACUUAAGGCUGAGCUGAUAAAGAACGCCUUGCCUGUUCUCACUGAGAGUGUUAUAGUGCCAUACACCUGCUGGUCAGACAGCACUGUCAACAACAACGUGGACCCAGAAGUCUUUUACAGCACUACCGGCUGUAUGAGAAACCUGAGCUGUGCCAAAGUGCAGGAGAGACAAGUCAUGCGUGAGUGCAGAGGCCUGAUUGACUCUAUCAUCACAUACAUUCAAUCCUGUGUAGACGUCGACCAGCCUGACGACAAGUCGGUCGAGAACUGCGCCUGUAUUUUACAUAAUCUCACAUAUCAGCUGGAGACGGAGGCACCUGAACACUUCAGUAAAUUCAAUGAGCCAGACAAGAGCAGCCCUGAGAGAAAGAGCCCGACUGUUGGCUGUUUCAGCCCAAAAAGUAACAAAAUUCAGGAGAGGAUCUUUGAUUUCCCCGCUGUGGAGGAGAGUGCACCAAAAGGCAUCGGUUGGUUGUACCACACUAAGACCAUGCAGACAUACCUGUCUCUACUGGGCUCCAGUCAGAAAGACUCCACUCUAGAGGCCUGCUGUGGAGCCCUGCAGAACCUCACUGCAAACAAAAGCCCUUUCUCCUAUUUGAUGGGUCAAACUAUAGUGCAGAAACUCAAUGGACUGCCAUACAUAACAUCCCUGCUGAAGUCCCCCAAUUCUAGCCUGCAAAAUACUACAAUGUCAUUGGUGGGGAACCUUGCAUGUGCCACAACAAUACAGACCACUAUGGCCCGGCAGGUGGUCCCCGAGCUCAGUUCUCUCCUAACUGCUGGCACCAAGGAAUUGGGAAACUCAGACAAAACCAUGGCAACAGCCUGUCAUGCAGUGCGCACUUUGCUUUUGGCUGAGCCAGAGAUGGGUAGGAAAGUGCUGAACACUGCAUUUAUAAGCUCACUGACUGAUCUGAGUGAGAAUGGACAUUUCAGCAAAGCCAGCAAGGCGGCCUCUCUCCUGCUCUACAGUCUCUGGGGGCAAAAGGACAUCCAGAGUUUCCUAAAAAAGCAAGGAAUGAGCAAGACCAUGUUUGUAAAUGAAACCACCAUUGCCGCCCAUAAAAGCGUCCAGGUUAUUGAGUGAUAAAACUCCAGUCUUCUCAGCAUUAUAACCAAGGUAAGGACCUGUUUUAUGAGACAGGCAUACACACCCAUGCUGUGAGCAAUGCCUCUCUUAGAGCUGA
Messenger RNA from Chanos chanos (milkfish), 2245 nucleotides. It is a transcript of the gene pkp1a, whose product is annotated as plakophilin 1a. The record is from RefSeq and is a predicted model, not a curated record. The transcript is spliced from 14 exons. Bases 1 to 2145 code for a protein of 714 amino acids. Gene Ontology annotation, biological process: cell-cell adhesion. Gene Ontology annotation, cellular component: nucleus; plasma membrane; cytoplasm. Gene Ontology annotation, molecular function: protein binding. Lineage: Eukaryota; Metazoa; Chordata; Actinopteri; Gonorynchiformes; Chanidae.